AUGGGAAAAAUAAUGGUACAAAGUUCUACUAAGGGUUUGUUUAUUUUCUUGGUUACUUUUGCCAUUACUAUUCCAUGCCUUGAGGCUGGGAUUGGUGAGUUUGAUGAUUUUCUUAAAGCUGAAGAAGAAGAAGCCCAUAAAAUUGCUCUUGAUAGUUAUAUUCCAGUUCCUGAAGAAGUUGUACAUGAUCUCAAUGUUGAUGUUCACUUGGCAAUGGAAGAAGCAAACGACACAAGGAGGGAAUUGAAGGAAAAUCAUAAUGAAGGACCAUGUGAAUCAAGCAACCCAAUUGAUAAUUGUUGGAGGUGCAAAGCAGAUUGGGCUGAAAAUAGAUAUCGAUUAUCAAAAUGUGGUAAGGGCUUUGGAAGAAAGGCCGUUGGUGGGCUUGGAGGCCCAAUUUAUGUGGUAACUGAUGAGUCAGAUGGUGACAUGGUAAACCCAAAACCUGGUACACUUAGAUAUGGUGCUGUUCAAAAAGGACCAUUGUGGAUAACAUUCCAACGUAGUAUGAUCAUUAGAUUGAACCAAGAAUUGAUGGUUUCUUCUAACAAGACAAUUGAUGGUCGUGGAGUUAAUGUUCAAAUUAGGGAUGGUGGUGGAAUUACUAUGCAAUUUGUUAAUAAUGUUAUUAUUCAUGGUCUUCAUAUUACAAAUAUUAAAGCUAAACCAGGUGGUAUGAUUAGGGAUUCUUUUGAUCAUUAUGGACUAAGAACAAGGAGUGAUGGUGAUGCUAUUUCUAUUUAUGGAUCUUCUAAUAUUUGGAUUGAUCAUCUUUCACUCUCUCAAUGUGAAGAUGGUCUUGUUGAUGUUAUUUUUGGUUCUACCGGCGUCACCAUCUCAAAUUGUCACAUGACAAAACAUAAUGAUGUUAUGUUAUUUGGAGCUAGUGAUAAAUUCGAAGGUGACAGGAUUAUGCAAAUAACAGUUGCAUUCAACCAUUUUGGACAAGGAUUAAUCCAAAGAAUGCCAAGGUGUAGAUGGGGAUUUGUUCAUGUUUUGAACAAUGAUUACACACAUUGGAUUAUGUAUGCAAUUGGUGGUAGUUCAGGACCAACAAUUCUUAGUCAAGGAAACCGAUUCAUUGCUCCGGACAACGACGCCGCGAAGGAAAUCACACAUAGAGAUUAUGCUACACCUGAAGUUUGGAAGAAUUGGCAAUGGUCUUCAGAAAUGGACUUGUUCAUGAAUGGUGCUAAGUUUGUUACAUCAGGUGCACCUAUUAAUAGGGCUCCCUACAAGAAAGGGUUUAUGAUGAAACCAAGAGAUGGAACAAAUGUUAGUAGACUAACAAGGCAUGCUGGUGCCCUAAAUUGUAUAGUAGGAAAGCCUUGUUAG
This is a messenger RNA of Trifolium pratense (red clover), 1335 nucleotides long. RefSeq names its product pectate lyase-like. Gene Ontology annotation, molecular function: pectate lyase activity. Lineage: Eukaryota; Viridiplantae; Streptophyta; Magnoliopsida; Fabales; Fabaceae. The record is from RefSeq and is a predicted model, not a curated record. The transcript is spliced from 3 exons. Bases 1 to 1335 code for a protein of 444 amino acids.